Acipenser ruthenus (sterlet) is the source of this 4464-nucleotide messenger RNA. Its product is annotated as glutathione hydrolase 5 proenzyme-like. Gene Ontology annotation, molecular function: leukotriene-C(4) hydrolase activity; glutathione gamma-glutamate hydrolase. Gene Ontology annotation, cellular component: plasma membrane. Gene Ontology annotation, biological process: inflammatory response; glutathione catabolic process; leukotriene D4 biosynthetic process. The transcript has 13 exons. The record is from RefSeq and is a predicted model, not a curated record. NCBI's taxonomy places the organism in Eukaryota, Metazoa, Chordata, Actinopteri, Acipenseriformes, Acipenseridae. Bases 490 to 2157 code for a protein of 555 amino acids.
UCACCGCGGGGGUGGCAGCGGUGAAAUAAUAAUUGUGCUUUCAAAAUGAGAAUGAGUAAUUAAAAUUACUCAUUCUCAAUUAUUAUUAAAAAUAAUAAUAAUAUUUUGGAUAGGAAGCGUACUCGAUUAACAGCAGGAGCUCUGCUUAGAGUUCCAUUUCCCCUUUUUGAAAAAUGGAUUCCGGAGUCAUUGUUUAAGAACACCUGGACUGUCCCUGUUUGCCAGUUCAUUUAUAGGCCUUGUUUUUACAUAAAAGCUGUGGUUUAAACUCAGCUUAAACAGCUCAGUCAGGAAAAGAACGACAUUUAUUAAAGCUUAGACAGCAAAUUCUACGUUAUACCAUAUUUCGAAUGGAUUGAGGUGUUUAUUCAGUGGAUAGUCAACCGAGGGGGAGUGUCCAGCCCUCUACUGAGAACAUAAAAGCGCCUGCCAACAGUACAGACGCCAAAGUCAGCCUUUUUAUACGCCCGACUCUGUGCAAUCCUCGAGAUGGCGAUCACUCGGACCAAGGCUUGUUGCGGUGUGUUUUUAAUUCUGCUCAUUGUGACUGUGACCGUUGCUUUGAUCGCCACUUUGGUUGUGAAGUCCAGACGCUCACCCAAAGACAGGAAUUGCUUCAGGUAUGCUGCUGUGGCUGCUGACUCGGAGGUCUGUUCAGAAAUCGGCAGUGAUAUGCUGUAUGUGGGAGGUUCGGCAGUAGAUGGCGCCAUUGCAGCACUGCUGUGCACCUCGUUGAUGAAUCCACAGAGCAUGGGCAUUGGUGGAGGAGUGAUUUUCACCGUUUACAACGCCAACGGUACAGUUAAAAUCAUAAAUGCACGAGAAACUGUCCCGAGAAACGUCAAACCCGACCUGUUGGGAGAAUGUCCAAAGACCUUUCAGUUGAUGCCAGGCUCCAAGUGGAUGGGUGUGCCAGGAGAGAUCCGAGGCUACGCAGAGGCACACAGGCUGUAUGGCAGGUUACCCUGGAGAAUUCUGUUUCAACCUGCCAUCAAGCUGGCAAGACAAGGCUUCCCCAUCCCUGUAACACUGGGCUUGUACCUCAAAUAUAUUUCAAGAAGUAUUAGAAAUUCAUCACUAUGUGCGGUGUUCUGUGAUGACAAAGGGGAAGUCUUAAAGGAAGGUCAGAUAGUUCGGUACCCCAAGCUGGCCGACACGCUGGAACUCAUUGCUGACCACGGGCCCGAUGCUUUCUACAAGGGGCCACUAGUAGAGGCAAUGGUGCAAGACACAGAGAGCCAAGGUGGAACUCUGACUGCUGAAGACUUUGAAAACUUCAAAGCCAAAAUCCAAGAUCCCCUGCAAGUUGAGACGGGUGGUUAUUUACUAUACAUGCCACCCCCGCCAGCAGGGGGCGCCGUUCUCAGCUUCAUACUCAAAGUCAUGGAAGGGUUCGGAUUAACUCCCGACUCUCUGAAGGGAGCGAAUAGAACCCUUACCUACCACCGCAUCAUCGAGACUCUCAAAUUCGGAAAUGGCCAGAAGAGAAAUCCCAACAUGAGUGCUGAAGAAGUCCAAAACUUGAUAUCUGAAGGUUUUGCCAAUCGUGUUAGAAAGCUGAUCAACGAUGACCGCACCCACCCUCUCCAGUAUUACUCUCGCUCCCCUGGCAGGGACUCUGUGGGCACCACACACGUGUCUGUCCUCGCGGAGGAUGGGAGUGCCGUCUCUGUCACCAGCACCAUCAACCACAUCUUUGGCUCAAUGGUGUAUUCUCCAAAGACGGGUGUGAUUUUCAAUAACGAGCUUGCUGACUUCUGUGGGAAAAAUAGAAGCAUUUUGCCAGGAGAACAGCCUCCUUCAUCUGUAGCUCCCCUCGUGUUUGUCAACAAGAGCAGAAACUCCAUGCUGGUGAUCGGUGGGUCUGGAGGGAGUAUGAUAACCAGCAGCACUGCUCAGGUUAUCAUGAAUCAUCUCUGGCUGGGCUAUGAUUUGAAAGACGCAAUAGAUGCUCCAGUGUUGUAUGUGACCCCGACGAACGAAGUGCAGUUUGAGAAGAACUUCAACACGACUGUGAAAGAGGAGCUGAGAGCAAUGGGCCACACGGUGACAGAAAGCGCUCACUUUUUCAAUGUGGUGAAUGCCGUAUCAAAGCAAGGGGGGUGCAUCGCUGCAGUGUCAGAUGCCAGAAAGAAGGGUGUUGCAGCUGGAUAUUAACAAGCUGAUACCUGCCUGGCUCCAUAGACCAGGCUGCUCCUAGAAAACCAAGGCCACACUGCAUGUGGUUUUGCAAAGGUGUGAGAGGUCUAUGUGGCACACUGCCUUGGUGAUUAGCCUUCUUCCCCUGGAAGCCUGAGCUCAUUGGACAGUCAACAUCACAAAACCAUCAACCAAGUUGGAAUAAUUACCAUCUGGCAAGGAAAUGGCAGAGCUCCUGCUGUCCUUUACAUCCUUGAGUCAUUCAUGAGCGCCAACAAUGUGAAUUCAACGCGUGUUCUAUUAUAGGAUCCAUUUGGAUCAGACCCAAAAUGUGUACAUACUGUACAGUACAUUGGCCCAUAUGACAAUACAGGCUGGCUGUUAUCAAGACCAGUGUAUUCUAGAGUUUAAAUGCUGAGAUACUUUUAAUUUGAUGUAUAUUGUGGAGAACUGGGGAAUAUCUGGUAACAGACCUACAGUCCCAUGUACACACUGUACUGUGCUGUGGAUGUGUGCUGUUGUGUUGCUAUAUCGCUGUCGCCUGUAUAGUUUCUUGCAAUGCAGCUUGUUAAAGGUGUGUCUCUACAAUGAUUUUGUGAGCAUCCUGUUCUGUAUCUACUGUAGUACGGUAUUGAUUGAAAUAUACUGUGCCACUCAUUGUUGACCUUUCCUUUUGGGGUAUUGCCUCCUGAAACCCACAGCUAACUGCAACAGCAGACUCGACCCACAGGCAAAGGGGCAAGUACAUUGGGACAACCCAUUCCCUGGGUAUCACAUGCUAAAGAGGCAGAAGGAUCUCGGGCAGAGUUUGUUAGGAUGUGUAUCUCGUACAGUUCAUUACAUGUUGCCGCUCAUCCUCUCUACCUUCCAGCGCUUUGAUCUGGGAUUGAUGCUGCUUGUUUUAUAUGCUUGUCUUUUAAUGUGUAACUGUCUCUACUUCCAUUCCUUAUUACCUUUGUCAAGCGAAGGGAUUGCGCCACAGAGUUUACCUACUUUUAUUUGUUUAAAUGUUGAUAUGUUUGUUUAAAUGUGGGUUCAUGAACACAGUAUAAUAUCCCAUUAGUAUAUAGAGUAAGUAUACAGUUGUGUUGGAUAAAGGUGAACAGUCCAUCUUGAACUGUCAAAGACAGCAAGCUGCAACCCCCUUCCAGCAGUGUUAUCGUAUCUCAAAGACUUUUAUUUUUGCCCCAGACCAUCAGCUGCUUUAAAAUCAAAUUUCUUUGUUUUAAAAAAAAAAAAAAAAAGGUAGGACUUCUUAAACGCUUGAGUUGCGUUUACUUGGCAUUUACAGCCCCUUUAAGUAAACAUGUCCGAGUUGAGAGCACUUUCCAAAGACAGACAGUCUUGUCCAGACACUCUUUAAGAGGGAAUGCAACCCUGGCAUUACAUUGAAAAGAACUUCAGCUAUUUGACAGUGUGAGACGUGCAGAGCGUCCCUGAGCUACAGCGUUCCCUCCUCUCACUACAUUUGUCUUUUUGUGCUUUACUGUUGACAACUACAAUUAAGUUCACAUGGACUGAUUUAAAUAUGUAGAUUGUAAUUUUUAUACCUCAUUGUUUUUGUACAUGUUAAAAGGAUUUAUUAACUGCAUAUGUACAAAUUAGAUGAUGAGUCCAUAUGUUUUAUUUUCUUUAAUAAGCAAAGACUGUGCAUUUAUUAUAAACAGCCUCACAGUUUCAGUUAUGAAUUGCUGUACUUGCAUUUAGCAUGUUUGGUUCUCAUAAGGUACUUAGGAAUGCUGGCUUGCACUGGAAAAUAAUCUGAGUAAUGAGUAAUGCAAACCCGCAAGUCCUGAUAGUUGCCAGCAUUGCAAGCCGAUUCUGGUAAAGAAAUCCCCGUUCUGAGCGUGCCCUGCUGCUGGUCCUUGUCUUGUAACUGAAGCCGCUUCUCAAGGUUUUGCAGCUGAGCCGGUGACAGGGUCUUCAGUAGCCCGCAGGGUAGCCCCCCUUCCUGUAGUCCGACUCUGCGUGCAGUUCACUGUCGUGUCGCACGAUGGCUUGCACUACCGAUUUGAGGGGAGACGGCUUUAUCUCGUGGUGCUUCAGCACAAGCCCUUCUUUUAUACUCUGAGAACACAAUCGCACAUGUAAAUUAGGACUUGGAUUCAACCUGCUUCUCACCACUAAACUGUUAAGACCCCUAAUCAUCUAAACAAUGGCAGAUCUUAAUACCACAACCCUAGCUGAUAUUGUGCAAACCUCUUUCCCCUGUAUUAUUGAUUGUGUUUAGUGAUGCUAAUAAAACAGUCAGUAACACAUUAAAGGUGUCAGUAUUCAGAUCUGCUCUGCUCUGUUUGGAUCAUUAAAAGAAUGUGUUGCCGUUGA